This is a messenger RNA of Mesorhabditis belari, 591 nucleotides long. The record is from the annotation of a GenBank genome assembly. Lineage: Eukaryota; Metazoa; Nematoda; Chromadorea; Rhabditida; Rhabditidae.
AUGCGUUUCUUGUUCCGAGCUUCUCAAUUAUGUGGUCGUAUUCAGCAGAUUGCGACUGACGCUUCGAAACGGAAGUAUGUGUUCUUUGAUAUUUCGAUUGGUGGAAAACCUUCUGGCAAAGUGACGAUUGAGCUUUUCAAUGAUGUGGUUCCUAAAACAGCUGAAAACUUCCGAGCUCUUUGCACGGGAGAAAAGGGUAUCGGUAAGCAAGGGAAACCACUGCAUUUCAAAGGUUCGACUUUCCAUCGCAUUAUUCCUGAAUUUAUGGUGCAGGGAGGUGAUUUCACUCUUGGCGAUGGACGAGGUGGUGAAUCAAUCUAUGGAGCUAAAUUUGCCGAUGAGAAUUUCAAUUUGGCUCAUACUGGUGCUGGGGUGCUGUCCAUGGCCAAUUCUGGACCCAACACAAACGGCUCUCAGUUUUUCAUCACUUGCUCCGAAACUGAAUGGCUUAAUGGAAAACAUGUGGUAUUUGGACAAGUAACAGAUGGAAUGGAUGUAGUGAAAAUGAUUGAAGCACAGGGAACAAGCCGUGGAACACCAAAGCAAAAGGUGGUAGUCACGGACUGCGGUGAGACGUUUCCGCCAAAACAU